This is a messenger RNA of Malania oleifera, 4495 nucleotides long. RefSeq lists its product as uncharacterized. The coding region runs from base 241 to 4104 and encodes 1287 amino acids. The transcript has 15 exons. The record is from RefSeq and is a predicted model, not a curated record. Gene Ontology annotation, cellular component: nucleus; cytosol. Lineage: Eukaryota; Viridiplantae; Streptophyta; Magnoliopsida; Santalales; Ximeniaceae. Gene Ontology annotation, molecular function: protein serine/threonine phosphatase activity.
AGUUUUGGCUGAAAGACGUCGUUUUUGUGCUAGUUGAUCUUUUCCUAAGAAACGCUGUCGUCUUCGUCUCUUCUAGAACGACGUCAAUUUGAUCUGACGGAUCUUGCCUCCUCCUGCUCCUCCGGCUCUCGGAGGCGGUUCAUUCGAUUCCCGACGACGGCUGCAAACUUUCCCCUCUGCUUCGUUCAAAGAUCAAAUCCCUCCUUAUUCCCAAUCUUCACUCUAUGAAACAACAACACAAUGGAUUGUGGCCAGUUUGUUCCCUUCUCCACAAAGAUGGACUCUGUUUCAGAGCAUCCUGGACCUGUUGAUGAUUCUGUACUUUAUGAGCAGGGUAGGCAUGUAUCAUCAGCUGUUUGGGAUGGGCAGGAACGCGGUGUACUUCGGUGUCAUGAACAUACUGCAAAGAUUGACAAAUGGUUUCUUACCAAAAAACAAGUUGAGUUAGUGCAAAAGGCAGGAUUUGGAUACUUGAGAUCAGUUCCAUCAAUGGUUAUAGACAAUUCACUCAUAUCUGCACUUGUAGAGAGGUGGAGAAGAGAAACAAAUACUUUUCAUUUGACUGUUGGAGAAAUGACAGUGACACUCGAAGAUGUUGCAUUUAUACUUGGAUUAACAAUCAAUGGGAAACCUGUUACGGGUAUAACUUACACUACUUGUGACUCAAUGUGCAUGAAGUUUCUUGGAAAAGCACCUGGUCCUGAGCACUCGAAAGGUGGAAUGGUGAAGUUGACUUGGUUAGUAGAGGCUUUCUCAAAUUGUCAAGAAGAUGCUCCAAUGGAACAUAUUGAACAAUGCACCCGUGCUUUUCUUCUAUAUCUGGUUGGUAGCACAAUAUUUUGUACAACCAGUGGCAAUACUGUCCCUGUGAUGUAUCUUCAACUAUUUGAGAAAAUUGACGAAAUCAAGAGCUAUGCAUGGGGUGCAGCAGCAUUGUCAUUCUUGUAUAGGGCUCUGGGAAAUGCUUCCCUCAAAGGACAAUCUACUAUUAGUGGGAGUCUAACAUUAUUGCAGUGUUGGAGUUAUGAACAUUUGAAAAUUGGUAGGCCAAAUCUUGUUUUGGACGCACCUUAUUGUUUUCCAUUGGCACUUAAGUGGAAAGGCAGGCGUAUCUUUACUUCACAUAACCAUGAUUUGGCAUUUUAUCGCAAGGCUCUUGACUACUUAGACCCUAGUGAUGUUUCAUGGCUUCCAUAUGCAACCACUGAUGAUAUGAUUGUCCCAGAAGAUUUGAAGCAAAACAUAAGUAUAGGGAGGUCAAAUACAAUAUUGAUAUGUUUUGAUAAGGCUGAGAGACACCUUCCACAACGUUGUUUGAGGCAAUAUGGCAUGCAACAAGCUAUUCCAGAAAAUGUGAAGCCAUGGGAAAGAAAAUCUCGUGGCAUUGAUGAUAAUAUAGAUUUGUCCAAAAAGAUGCAAAAAGAGAUUAAUGAGUGGUUGGAUCGUGGACAACAUGUUAUUCAUGGAAAUUUGCAAAAUCAUAGUGAUGAAGCAUACAUGCAAUGGUACUUAACUAUUACUCGGAAGUUCAUAGGAAGGCCAAAACCUCUGUCACUAGAGUUUGAUAAAAUGAGGUGUGGCUUAAAAGAAAUUGCAUGCAUUGUGAAUGACUUCUCAACGGAGGGAAUGAAUUCUCAGCAAAUGCAAUUAAUUUUGAAAAUUAAAGAAGUAUUACAUGGAUGUUUAGAGGAUUCAAAUGAAUUUACUACACAAACCACUGCACAAAAUACAACUGGAAAUAGGAGCAAAAGGAAAAAGCAAGAAAAGGGAAGUGGAAGAGGUCAAGUUGGAGGUGGAGGUAGUGACAAUGUUAAUAUGGAACAACUAACUGGAAUGCAAAGAGAAGUUGGAAUGCAAGUUAGAAUGGUGUCAAAUUCAAUCAAUACAGUGGACCAUGUACAAGGGUUAAUUGAGGGAAUGCAAGAUGAAGUUGGAAUGCAAGCUGGGGUAUUUUCAAAUUCACUUGAUUCAAUGGACUGUGCACAAGGGUUAAUUGAGGGAAUAACUGAUAUGGGACAAGCUGAAGGGAAUAAUGAGGGAUGGAAUGUGAAGGACCAAGAAGACAUGACAUCAGAAGCAACAGGAAUGCAAGGUGACGUUGAAAUGCAUGCUAAAGGGGUAUCAGUAUCAAUCGAUACAACUGAGCAUUUACAAGAGUUAAUUGAGGCAACAGCAGAUAAUGGUCUAGGCGAAGGGAGGAUUGAGGGCGGAAGUGUGACGGCACAAGAAGGCAUAACGUCAAAGGCAACUGGAAUGCUAGGUGAAGUGGAGACACAAGUUAGAGGGCAAUCUAAGUCAAUCAGUACAAUGGAGCAUGUAAAAUGGUUAAUUGAGGCUAGGGGUGAUAACGGACAACCUGAAGGGAAGAAUAAAGGAGAAAAUGCGAUGGGGCUGGAAGGCAUGACAUCAGAGGCAACUGGAAUGGAAGCUGAAGCUGAAAUGCCAGUUAGACAGCUGUCAAAGUCAAUCGGUACAAUGGAGCAUGUACAAAGGUUAAUUGAGGCAAGGGAUGAUGAGGGACGAGCCAAAGGGAAGACUGUGGGAGGGAAUAUAAAGGUGCAAGAAGGCAAGACAUCAGAGGCAUCUGGAUUAGAAAUUCAAGCUGAAGGUUCAUUGACUUCAAUAAAUGAUGAAAAAUGUUCAGGAAAAGCAACAGAGGCGAUGGACUUGGUGGUGCUUAUUGAUUGUCCAUUGGAUACAAUGAAAGAAAAGGACACAGUGACUAGGUUAAAUGAAAUUGAAAAUGAGGUGGCAAAAGUGGGCAAGGUGGAAGAGGCGUCACAUUUGGAUGUGCUUGUUAAAGAUGCAUCAGAGGCAAUGGACAUAAGCAUUGCAACCUUAACUGAAAAUGAAUUGCCAUCCCUAAUACCAUCUGCACUACCACCACUAAUUGUAAUUCCUAUAUCAUGGCCUAUUAAUGACAAUGUAACCAUAGAUUGGAUCCAAGGUUUGAUGUCUACUUUUGAUUGGUCAUCACAGAAUUUGGAUCCCUCCAAAUUCUCAUGUGUAUUGCCUGUUAGUGUGUUAGAUAGGCUUGUUGCUCAUGCUUCCAGUAUGCUGCAUAAGGAACCCAAUUGUGUCAAUAUUGAAAACUGUGGACGAGAUUCGAGAGUCGUGGUGGUGGGGGAUGUGCAUGGGCAGUUGCAUGAUCUUUUGUUUCUCCUACACGAUGCUGGUUGCCCUUCUGAGAAUCAGUUCUACGUGUUCAUUGGCAAUUAUGUUGAUUUAGGGGCUUGGGGUCUCGAGUCCUUCCUUGUGUUGCUGGCUUGGAAGGUUUUUUUGCCACAUAGAGUAUUCCUUCUUCGAGGAAAUCAUGAAUCUAAACUUUGCACAUCUGUCUAUGGUUUUGAGAAGGAAGUGAUGGUUAAGUAUGGAAAUCAAGGGAGGCAUGUAUAUCGCAAAUUUUUAGACUGCUUUAAAGAGCUUCCUUUGGCAUCAAUUAUAGCUGGGCGCGUUUAUGCUGCACAUGGUGGACUUUUUCGUGAAGUUUCUGUCAAGCCAUCAAGGAAAUACAGAGGGAAGAAGAAGCGUAAAAUAGAUGUAAACCUUGAAUCAAACACUUUAUCCAUUGGUUCUUUAGAGGAAUUGUCCAAAGCUAGAAGAUUGGUUCUUAACCCUCCAUCUGAAGGUUUGAACUUAAUUCCUGGUGAUGUGCUAUGGUCUGAUCCAUCGAGGAGCCCAGGUAUCUUGCCUAAUAAAGAGAGAGGCAUUGGUUUAUUAUGGGGUCCAGAUUGUACAGAGGAUUUCUUGAAGAAGUUUCAGCUGAAGUUGAUUAUUAGAUCUCAUGAAGGCCCUGAUACAAGGAAAAAGCGACCUGAUCUUGCAAAUAUAAAUGGUGGGUAUGCUAUAGAUCAUGUUGUAGAGUCAGGGCAGCUGAUUACUCUGUUCAGCGCUCCAGACUAUCCUCAAUUUCAGGCAACAGAGGAGAGGUACAACAACAAAGGCGCAUACAUUCUUCUGGAACCUCCUGAGUUUGAUACUCCAGUUUUCCAUAGUUUUGAAGCAAUAUCUCCAAGACCAAAGGUAAAUCCCUACUACGACUAUAAAAAUCUGAUUGAUUCUUAUGAGGAAUUGGCGCUGGCAUCAAAGAUGUCAUCCCCUUGAAGGUUCUUAAAAUGUAUAUAUUCUUUUGAUCUAGGAUAUAGUUGUCCAGUUAGGGAUGUAGAUCAAAAUGCUAGUCUUGGUUUGGCAAUAUUUGCCAAUCCCCUAGACCUGCUAGUUUUGAUUUGGCAAUAGAAGUUUCUCCAGGUCAAUUCUUAUCAUAAUUCCCUGCAUAUUGCAGUGAGUUUCUGGGGGGAAAAAAUACUGAUCCUUUCACAUUUCAUUCUCACCACUUGUAAAUUAUUUUACCUCACAUUCUCUCCAUUUGACCGACUAGGUUUUAACAUGUUUAAGCCUGCGUGCGUGCGCGCACCUAUGUGUCUCUCCCCUUUGAUACAUUGAAAUGAUCUCUGCAAGUGUUCAUAAUAAAUUUUAGGUGCCUACCAUUGUUGUU